AUGAUUGCGGCGGCAGCAGCCGACGGAGCCGCAGCUUCUGCGGAUGUGACUGAAGCGGAUGUGAGUGAAGCGGAUGCUGCGGCGGUGGAGGCAGCCGCGUGGGAGAUUCUGGACGACUUUAAUCGCCGAGACGUGCGCGGCGAAUCGCAGGUCUCCCUGACAACCCCAGGGGGCGUUGCCGCCCUCAAGGCCUCUCUGCUGCUAGCCGCCGAAGCCGCACUACGAGACGAAUCCGCCCGCCCGCUGCUUGGCAUCUGCGCUGGCAGUGUGGAGGAGGGCUUUGCCUCUCUCCGCCAGUACCUGCUGGCCCUCGGGUGUGCUGACCCUGCUCUGUUGGAUCAGCCUGGGGGGCUGCUGGUGACGUGGCAAGAUAAGCACUCCAAGGAAGUGCUGGGUCCAGCUUACAUCAAGUUCAACAGCAACUCCAAGACGUGCCAAGUGUCGCCGUACCAGACAGGAACGUUCCGAGGAGUCAUUGUUCAGCCCCUUGUUCCCCACUACCCUCCCCAAUUCCUUUUCCUCUUCCCCACUCCUCACCCACUCCAUAUCAAUCCACCCACUCCCUGCCAAUCCACCCACUCCUAUCCCCUCCCUGUUUCCUCUCAUGCCAUCGCUUAUUACCUGCUGUGGCCUUCCUCCCUCCCUCACUGCCUGUCCCUUACUCUCGGUCGCCGCCAAGUGGGUCACCUCCCGCUCUCCCUCUUCCUGGAGUGA
Closterium sp. Naga37s-1 is the source of this 714-nucleotide messenger RNA. Lineage: Eukaryota; Viridiplantae; Streptophyta; Zygnematophyceae; Desmidiales; Closteriaceae. The record is from the annotation of a GenBank genome assembly.